Messenger RNA from Myotis lucifugus (little brown bat), 228 nucleotides. Its product is annotated as thioredoxin-like. Lineage: Eukaryota; Metazoa; Chordata; Mammalia; Chiroptera; Vespertilionidae. Bases 1 to 228 code for a protein of 75 amino acids. The record is from RefSeq and is a predicted model, not a curated record. The transcript is spliced from 2 exons.
AUGGUGAAGCAGAUCCAGAGCAAGGAUGCUGCUCAGGAAGCCUUGAACAGUGCAGGAGGUAAACUUGUAACAGUUGACUUUUCCACCACGUGGUGUGGGCCUUGCACAAUGAUCAAGCCCUUCCUUCAUGAUGUUGCUGCAGAGUAUAAAGUUAAAUGCAUGGCAACCUUCCAGUUGUUUAAAAAAGUACAAAAGAUGGGUGAGUUUUCUGGAGCUAAUAAGGAAUAA